CCUAACCCAGAGUGGAAGAGUGAAAAAUGUUCUUAAAGCACCCCUUGACCCCUUAAUCCUUGGCCCUUAUCACAAAUUAUCUGAACUUAUCUAGGUACCUCAAUAAACCAGAGAGUAAACCUGUUCAAACUACUAAAAAAGCCUUGUUCACCAGAGGUCAAGAAGUUUAUAAGUAUAUUAUUAUUGCUUUGUUCUUUCCUGUUACCUCCUGCAGAUAUUGCAUCAUUUUUAAAAUGGAUUCUGAUGAAAAUAUACAUCGACUAGAAGGUAGUAUCUCCACCAAAGGGGGUUUGAUUAUUAAGAAAAAGCCAACCUCACCCUCAUUGGCUUCCUUUAAGGUACCUCAAACUUCUUUAUUAGGGCUGGACAAACUAGCAGUUCAAAAGCGGAAGGAAAAGGAAAUGGCCCGCAAAAUGUCAUUUGAUAUAGAGGAAAAGGAUUCUGAAAUUUCAGAUAAUGAUGAAAUAGUAUUAAAGAACAGUCCUGAUGAAAAAAGUGCAGAAACUCGUAAAUUCAGGAAUCCACAAGAAGAAACUCCUACUUAUACAGGAGGAAUCACAAAAGAAGCUAGAGAUCGCUUAAUUGAAAGACUGUCAUCUAACAGGUUGAAAGAAAAAGGUGUUUAUGCAACUACAAGAAAUAAGGAUCAUUAUGAUACACCUGAUAGACGCAAAUCCCAUAAAAGAAGGAGAAGUGACCAUCAUACUGAUAGACAUAGAAGGAAUGAAAGUGGAAGAGACUAUGAAAGAAGUGAGCACAGUGACUUGAGAAAAGACAAGACACCCAAAUUCAGGGAUGAACCAAAAACACCAAAUAUAUACACAAAAGACAGCACUUCAAAGAGUUCUUGGGAUGAAGAUGACCCUUCACCAUUAAAAAAAUCUGCCUGGGAUUAUCCAACACCAAAAGUGGAUAAACCAAGGAGUGAGUGGUCAGAAAGGAGUAACAGAUCCUCUUCAUCAAGUCAUAGAAAACAACAUGAGAGAUAUAAAAUCAAUGAUGAUACACCCAGACCUACUCCAGCUCACAAAUUCAAUGCUUGGAUGAGAGAUAGAAAGAAAACUGGUGCUACCCCCAGUACACGUGAAAAGGACUUGAAGUGGGAUGCUACUACUGACAGACAAAACUGGGAAGAGGAACAGAAGCGUCUUGACAGAGAAUGGUAUAACAUGGAUGAGGGAUAUGAUGAUGAAAACAACCCAUUUGCUGGGGUUAGUGAGGAAUAUACCAAGAAAAAAGAAGAACAGCUGGAACAGAGGAAGAAAAAACGGUUGUCUGCCCAGCAGAGGCAAAUUAAUAAGGAUAAUGAACUUUGGGAGAGGAAUAGAAUGUUGACAUCAGGUGUUGUUCAUUCAGUUGAUUAUAAUGAAGAUUUUGAUGAAGAAUCCAUAGACAGAGUUCAUCUCCUGGUCCACAACAUAGUUCCUCCAUUCUUGGAUGGUAGAAUUGUAUUCACCAAGCAACCUGAACCUGUUAUACCUGUAAGAGAUCCAACAUCUGACAUGGCAUUAGUUGCAAGAAAGGGGUCCCACCUUGUGAGGGUAUUUAGAGAACAAAAGGAAAGGAGGAAAGCACAGAAAAAACACUGGGAAUUGGGAGGGACUAAAAUAGGAAAUAUCAUGGGAAUAAAAAAGAAAGAAGAUGAGGAGGAUACUAAGUUCAAUAAGGAGGAUGAUACUGCUGAUUAUAAAAUGGAUCACAAGUUUGCUGAACAUAUGAAGGAAACAGGCGAGGCAAGCAGUGAGUUCGCCAGGAAAAAAUCCAUAACAGAACAAAGAAGGUAUUUACCUGCGUUUGCUGUUCGGCAGGAGCUUCUCAAUAUCAUACGAGAAAACUCUGUUGUCAUCAUCGUAGGUGAAACAGGUAGCGGUAAAACAACACAACUGACUCAGUACUUACACGAGGACGGAUACAGCAAGUAUGGUAUGAUUGGGUGUACACAACCUCGUAGGGUAGCAGCUAUGUCUGUUGCAAAACGAGUAAGUGAUGAAAUGGGAACGAAGUUAGGUGAUGAGGUGGGGUACGCCAUUCGGUUCGAAGACUGCACAUCCGAAAACACAGUCAUCAAAUAUAUGACAGACGGUAUCCUACUGAGAGAAAGCCUACGGGAAUCCGAUCUCGACCAUUACAGCGCCAUAAUAAUGGACGAAGCUCACGAACGUUCCCUCAGCACCGAUGUGCUUUUCGGAUUACUGAGAGAAAUUGUAGCUAGGCGACAUGAUCUGAAACUUAUCGUCACCUCAGCCACGAUGGACAGCAGCAAGUUUUCAAUGUUCUUCGGUAACGUCCCUACUUUCAACAUCCCCGGUAGAACGUUUCCCGUAGAAACUCUGUUCAGCAAGAACACCGUCGAGGACUAUGUAGACGCAGCUGUGAAACAAGCCCUGCAAAUUCAUCUGCAACCGCCUUCCGGAGACAUCCUGAUAUUCAUGCCUGGUCAGGAAGACAUCGAGGUGUCCUGUGAGGUGCUGGCUGAAAGACUAACGGAAAUAGAUAAUGCUCCUGAGCUUUCUAUUCUGCCCAUUUAUUCUCAGCUGCCCUCAGAUUUGCAAGCGAAAAUUUUUCAGAAAGCGCCAGAGGGUAUCAGGAAGUGUGUGGUUGCGACAAAUAUUGCAGAAACAUCUCUUACUGUUGAUGGUAUAAUAUUUGUGAUUGAUUCUGGGUAUUGCAAAUUGAAGGUGUAUAAUCCUAGAAUUGGUAUGGAUGCUCUUCAGAUAUAUCCAAUAAGUCAGGCAAAUGCCAAUCAGAGAUCAGGUAGGGCAGGUCGUACAGGACCUGGCCAAGCCUUUAGAUUGUACACGGAGAGACAGUACAAAGAGGAGUUGUUGAUAACUACAGUUCCAGAAAUUCAAAGAACGAAUUUGGCGAAUACUGUUCUGCUGCUGAAGUCCCUAGGGGUACAAGAUUUGUUGCAGUUUCACUUCAUGGAUCCGCCCCCACAAGACAACAUUCUCAAUUCACUUUAUCAGCUGUGGAUUUUGGGUGCGCUUGAUCAUACAGGAGUUUUGACAAAACUAGGUAGACAAAUGGCCGAAUUCCCUCUGGACCCUCCCCAAUGUCAAAUGCUGAUAGUGUCGUCACAGAUGGGCUGCACCGCCGAAAUCCUCAUCAUCGUCUCCAUGUUGUCAGUCCCCUCGAUUUUCUAUCGUCCAAAGGGCCGAGAAGAAGAGGCCGACGGUGUCAGAGAAAAGUUUCAGGUGCCUGAGAGCGACCACCUGACGUUCCUUAACGUCUACAACCAAUGGAAGCAGAACAACUACUCGUCCCAUUGGUGCAACGAGCACUUCAUCCACAUCAAGGCGAUGCGGAAGGUGAGGGAGGUGAGGCAGCAACUGAAGGACAUUGUGGUGCAACAGAAGCUCGAGAUCAGGUCGUGCGGCACCGACUGGGACGUCGUCAGGAAGUGCAUUUGCUCGGCUUAUUUCCACCAAGCGGCAAGACUCAAAGGUAUUGGCGAGUACGUGAACUGUAGGACCGGCAUGCCGUGCCACCUGCACCCCACCUCGGCCCUCUUCGGCCUCGGCAACACUCCCGACUACGUCGUCUACCACGAGCUCGUGAUGACCGCCAGAGAGUACAUGCAGUGUGUCACGUCCGUGGACGGCCAUUGGCUGGCCGAGUUGGGUCCCAUGUUCUUCUCGCUCAAGGAGACCGGAAAAUCCGGCAGGGCCAAGAAGAAGCAGGCGGCGGAACAUCUGUUAGAGAUGGAGAACCAGAUGCAGGUGGCGCAGGAGGAGAUGAAAGCGAGGAAGGAGGCUGCCGAGAAAAAGGAGGCGGCUCUGAACAAGGGGCAGGAGAUCGUGAGUGCAGGGACCACUCCGAGGCGAACGCCUUCUAGGUUUGGACUGUGAUCAGGGUGAUCUUCUUGUUGGGAUGAGCGUUUAGGGUUCUAUUAGGUUUUAGCAAACCAAUCAAUACCAUUUGGCUCGCUAAAAUCUACAUGUAUUGGACUCUAGACCCUAGUCAUGUUGGGCUAGUGAAUUAAUUGUUAAUGCUUCGUCAUUGUUGAAUAAAAAUCAACAGAAUAUC
Molecule: messenger RNA, 4029 nt
Organism: Phaedon cochleariae (mustard beetle)
Lineage: Eukaryota; Metazoa; Arthropoda; Insecta; Coleoptera; Chrysomelidae
Source: the annotation of a GenBank genome assembly